AUGAACCUACAGGCCGAGCCCCUGAACCUGAAGCAGACGACAGUCACGUGCAUCCCGAGGCUGCGCGGCGGCGGCGGUGGCCGGCGACCCCGACGGGGAGCCGCUGCCACGCAGGUGUCUAUGCUGGACCGUGUCCGGUACGUCGUGCUGCGUCUUGCGAUGCUGUCGGCUGCGUUUACGGCAACGACGACCAAGGGCGCCCCAGUGACGACGACGAUGCGACGGCCGGCGGCGGCGGCAGCGACGCCGUCUAGAGCGGCCGACCGCGUGAGCCCGGCGGCGGCGUCAGUGGCGUACACGGACUCGUACCGGAGCGAGGCGGUGGACGACUGUAUCGAGUUCCUUAAGCGGUCGGCGGCCAGCGUUGUCGUCACGGCCACCGCCGUGGAAGCGACCACGGCGGCGGCGGCCGGCGGCAGUACGUGCCAUGUGAAUCAGAAUUAG
This is a messenger RNA of Miscanthus lutarioriparius, 444 nucleotides long. NCBI's taxonomy places the organism in Eukaryota, Viridiplantae, Streptophyta, Magnoliopsida, Poales, Poaceae. The record is from the annotation of a GenBank genome assembly.